CUCUUUACCGCGCGUGUGAACACAUCGAAUGCGUAGUAAGGUAUACACCAACCACCCGUCCGUCCGCCUUCGUGCCCGCUCGGUCCGGCUCGUCGAGCGCUUCGGGCGGCCGCCCCCGCCUAUGCAUUUGCUCCCCGUCCGUCGCGCGAGCGGUAAAUAGAGCGGGCCAGCUUACUUCGCUGUGUGAUUAAUCGACGGGGCUGCGGGUCCCAUUCGCGAGUGCAUCAUAGCCGAGUGACGCCGCAGUUUGACUCAACGCUACCACCACUGCAAAACAGCAACACCGGGAAUAUGAGUUCGAUUACGCCGAAGUCGCGCGGCCGUCAUCCUGCGCCGAGGAUUCCCGCAUACGAUCCCCAGGAUCGCUCGACACCUGCCGUGAAGUAUGCCGCGUGAGUAGCGCUCGCGAAUCAACUCGACAACGACGCGCGGCUUUGUCGCGACGCCGCGCGAUUGCUUGUGUCAUUGUUGAAAUGGACUUGCCGUAUGAAAUAUAUAUACAUCACUGACAGUUAGUCGUUAAAACAAUAUUCUAUACAAUUAUUACGACGUAACGCCGCGCAUACAUUUGCGUUAAAUCAAUGGUGCUGAUUGCAAUAUUACGUCCGACGCCGCGCAAAUAUUUGUUUCGUCAUUACAACUUGCAGUCAGAAAUUGUCUACGGAUGCCAUUAAGAAAACCUGGAAUAAAGGUUAUGUUGCGAAAUGUUCAUCAUUAAACAAUUUGGAAGCACGAAUUACAUCACGAAUUCCGUGUUGCUACUCUUGUAUUGUGAAUCGCGCGUUUCGAAAAGCUAACUUUUAAGAAUUCUGAAUCGAAAUUUUAAAGACAACGCAAACACCGCGAUCACGAUAUAGCCAACCAAAAGCCAAUCGUGUGCGCGUCGGAAUUCGUAUCAUAUAACAUCAGAAAGCUUUCAUCGGUCGGUUUUCGCGAGUGAAUCGAGUGCGUGAGAAAGUGCAGCCGUAACAGGGUGCUGGAGAAGAGGUUAGGCGAGGGCGACACCCACUGAGCAAGACGAUCAGCUGUUUCACAGCGCCGACAUCAUCGUCGUUUCGGCAGAUAGUCCCGAUGUUACUUUAUCAAGAGGACACACCAGAUAUCUCUGCCUCGAGUACUUUGUGGUGCAAACGUGAGUGAAGGAAAAAGGGACGAUGUUGUCGUACAUGCUGCCGACGGAGGACAAGCCACCGCCGGGAGAAUCCAGCAACCAACAAAACAAUUAUCGCGCGGCUGGCAGACUGCAGAAGAGCAACGCCGUGGUGAGCACGUCGCCUAGAAAAUACGCGGACGCUACUAGACCGAUGAUCGUCUCCACCAGGAUCGAGGAUCCGGUCGGCGGCGGCGAUCCUUCCGCCCGGCACGGUUCCCCGCAUCCGGCCUCGCAAAGGGACUCUCGACCGGUCGAGAGCCCGAAGCACAAUGGCACCGUCGUCGUCACCACCGCGAGGAAAUCGACCCUGCACAACGCCAGCAGGGUCACCAAGGACGACAGUCUGUAUAGCAUCGACAGUGACGCAAGCACCGCCGGCAGCGAGCGCAAGAACAAGAUCCUGAACGGAGCGAAGCAUGCCAGCUUAAAAAGGGUAUCUUUCGGCUCGAGCAAAGGGUCGAUGGUAGAAACCCUCGUCUAUGAGACGCCGGUGCAAGAGGAACCUGAAAUCAAUCACUUCCUGGACCACAAUGGACGCCUACCUCCUCCUAUGAUACCUGUGCCUGAUACUGACGAAGGUAGAGAAAAAGUACGCGUCUCGUUGUUAGGUCGUCCACAACCGUCGCCGGCGACGCCCGGCGUUCUCUUGCUGGAACCGAUCACGCAUUCGGUAGGACAUCCAAUAAACAUGGCCAACAAUCCUGCGGAACUUUUGACCACGCACACCGAACACACCACUCCCGCCUACCACGCGCAAAUCAGCACGGACAGCGGCUGGGACAAUCCAUUCAGGCCGGACGGUGAUCUUUCCCGAGAAGCCGACGAGAUCGUCGAACUGAUAAAGGGUGGAAAACCGAUCACACCGACGCCGGGUCAGAAUGCGCCGGCGUUGCCGGGAUGCGAUGGCAAAGGCGAGCACGAAUCCUCGAGUACCAGUCCGCUUCUCAAAUCCGCGAACUGUCACUCGUCGCCGAGGCCUGGCCAAGAAAAUGGCACUGCUCACGGUGGAACUCCUGCAAAAGGCAAUCAGCCUGUCAAUGAAAAGGUUGGCGCAGCGAGGACCGCCACAGUGGAGGUUGCGAGGAUGACGGCACAGGGCCCGGGCGAUGCAUCACAGGUUGAACACGUCACCCUGAAGAAGAAGCCUAAGUGCAAGUGCUGCGUGCUGCAGUAAUGACCGCGCCACGGAGGCGGCGGAGACGCGCACGCGAGAGACCCUCCUCCACUGUCAGGAGCGUGACUUCGGGAACUCUUCGGGUCUGCAGAAGUCGCGACUAGGCAGCUCGAAGUGUCGGGGAACGUGAGAUAAAACGACGAGAACGUGUCGGCGAAAAAGCAGCUUGAAGAGAAGAGUCUCGUAAGGGACGAACGUUCCGGGCACGAAAACAGCGUCAGCGUUCUUUUUGGGACCUGAAGAAACAAUCCAGAAGAUGACUUCUUGGAGAGGGAAAAAGAGUUUUGUCUUUGAAAUGAUAUAAUAUUGACGACGAAAUAUAAAAGGAAGUAUUACAGGUUAAGUAUAUCGAUGGAUAUUGCAGCUGAAAAUAAAUUAAUAUCCAUUGAUGCACUUCAUUUGUAUUGACUCAUUUUCAGCUGUAUAUACUCUAAAAAGAAGUAUAUUUAGAAUGAAGAGACUGCGAAUCUAGAAAAAUACUAUCAAGUUGCGAAGAACUUGAAGGAUAAAAAAAGAUAGUAAAUACAAAUCGGAUGAGAUAUUAAAGAAAUUUUGUGUUUUCUAAUCACGGAGUUUCAAGAAAGGAAAAUGAGUAGAAAUUCAUUGAAGGAAAUGAAAGGUAUCGAUACUAGAUUGUUCGGAAUUUAGAAUAAGGACCAGAAGUAAAUUCUGAGAAGCUGUUAAUUCUUCCUGAGGAAGUUGCUGUCCUAAGAUGUCCUGGAAAGUAGAAGCAAACUCUUGCCGAGGAAGAUUCAACUCUUACCAGAAUACCGGCUUCCACGCAUAGGAAAGAAUUUCAGGAUCCACAUUGAAGACGAGACGAAGAACGUCGGUGCGCGAACAAACGUUAAAACCGCUUCUCGAGACAGUGACAUUGAAAGACCAGAGUUGGAAAAGAAACGCGAGGAAAAAGAAAGAUAAGAGAAAUCUAUAUAUAUUAUACAUACAAAACUAUAUUGUAGAUACAGAAUGGUAGCUGUAUAGCUUAUAUGCUUUUACUAUCGUGGUUAAUUAUCGUCAGGAUUAUCGUGAUUUCGAGAAUGCAUCGUGCGCGUAGAGCGAGAAAGGGAAAGAAAGAGUAUCAUGAGAGUGCAUGAGAGAAAGCGCGAGUGUGCGAGAGAGAACGGGAGGGAUGACGAUGAAUGAAAUUGACUAUAAGGGGGGCGACACAAGGCAUGUAAAGUUCCGCGGGACGUCAUUCGUCCGUUAGAUCUCGGUGCGAGCAGACAUACCGCCGUUUCUGGGGAAUCUAACUCAGCGGCUUUGAUCACUCUUUCUUUAAUGCACUGUGAGGGUAUUCGACGCGUUAAACAUCACUGUAUAUAGGAUGUAUUAGACCGCACUUUGUUACGUCUACAUAUUCUCCAAUUUGAAGUCGAUUUAUACAAACUUCACUUGCGAAUAGCCUUUCAGUUUUAAAGGCUUAUAAUUAAAAUUGUAUUAUUUGUGGCCGAAAGAAGGCUUUUGAUACAUUCUGUAUACAGUAGUAAAGCGUUUAUUUAAUUGGAUUCAUUGAAGGGUUCUAUAGAUAAAAUUUUUCGUUUCUUUUCUUCCUCCCUUAAUUUUAUACACGAUUCCGUUGUUUCGAAAAGUUCUUCUUUAGCCACGAGUUUUUGCCAGCAAAUAAUGAUGUCUAAUUCGUGACUAUAAGUUUUACAAUAUAUUAAUUUUUUAUUUUGUAAAUAAUGCAAUGGCUUUGUUUAUAUAUAUUCCUGCCGCUUUCUAAAAUCUUUAAUAUUAGUCAUCAGUUCCUAGCGAUAAAGCAGUUAAUAGUGUUUCUAAUUUUAUCUAUGGAACUCUAGAAAGAGGGUUAUUUUCGUGCGAAUACAAAUAGCGCUUAACAUAAGCGUUAAACGGCGCUGUUCCCAUAAAUUUCUGAGAACCUUAACAUGUCUCUUUCAGGACAUCGUUGCAUCAGCUGUUUGAUUGCCUUAGAAUCGGUAAGCUCUCUGGUUUGUCCGCCAGAAUAUGAAAUUAACAUCAUCUGUUUGUUUGUUUGUUUUUUUUUUGUUUUUUUUUUAUUUUUUUUUUUAUAAUAAUUGAUACAUGUGAUUUUUUUAUUAUAACAAAUACAAAUAUUGAAUUUUUUAAUUUCAGUUUUACGUUUUUAGCGACGAAUUCAAGAGAAAACGAAUUAAUUCUCUUGCGAUCAAUCAUGGUGAAUAGAGCUGCGCCUUUUUGAACACGCCGAGGAUUCACUCUUGAAUUUUCGUCGUGUUCAACCGAAUACCUAAGUGCAUUUUGUUAAUUAUUGUCAUGGGCGCCGCUAGAAUUUUUCGUAGGGGCUUACAUAAGCAGGAUCAUUGUUAAUUAUCUUUUUAAAUAUUUUUGUUGGGAUUAUUUUACAUAUGCCAAGGUAUGUAUUGAAUUGAACAUUGAAUUGUACAUUGAAUUGAAAAAAAUUUAUGAAAGUUCUUCUUUCAUCUCUUUAUUUAUAUUAUUUAACAACAAAAUAUUUUACUAAAUUCUAAUUAAUUAGUGUCUUUUAAUUAAACGUUUCGCAUUUUUCUUAGAAAGUCAGAUGGGUGCAAGUUGAUCCUCUGCGCUUUUCUCACGACGCUCAUGAUUUUUUUGUACCUGCGUUAAUGAAUUCCGCAGCAGAUCCGAGCGAGCUAGGACGAAUUGGCUUUAAAAUUUGUAAUUAUGAUAAACUAUAAAACUCUCAAUUUAAAUUUACAGUAGGUAUAAUCCAGCAAUUGACUCUAAACUGCCACAGAACUUGUCAUCUGAUCAGAUCAAGACACUUUGGUGUCGCCUAGCUCGUUAUGAUCGGUAGCAAAGCGGAAGUGCGUAAGGUGCUGGGGGGAAAGAAAAUCGGAUCGUUCGGACGAUGGCGAAGAUACUAUUUUCCUAAUUAACGAGCUGCUCGGUGGAGGGGGAAGUCUCAGUUCCUCCUCGUUUCCGCAGUGGCAAUUUUUAAUGGACGAAAGCAAUUUAUUGUGCGAACUAGUCGAAGGUAUCGGGAGGUGUUAAACUCUUCGUGGCGGCGAUUAAAGUGUCUCUUGAUUAUAAUUAUUGUCUAUUAUAAUUAUCUCGAAUCAUAAAUCCUGAUUGUAUACGAGUAUCAACGUACAAUUUCAAGAGAGGGAGCAUUGCAUCGUUGCAUUCAAAGUACAAUGCUAAAUCUGCUCGAAAAUUUUUUUAUCUCAAAUUGCUUGUAUAAAAAAAAAUACGCUCUUUUAUAAACGAUAUUAAUAAUUUAAAUUAAACCGGCUUUUUAAUUAUUUAAACUCGAUAAUAGCAUAGAAAAUAGAGGAGAACGUAUGCAACAGUAUCUUUAUUUUUUUUAUUCCUUUAUCUGCUCUGACAAUGUGCCGCUCUCACAGCUUGUAUUAAUCCUCGAAGGGAUCCGGAGAUAUACGAUAUUUCGCGUGCCGCGAAGAGCAGUUUGCGCAGCGCAGUGCAAACGAGAGGGAUCUGUAACGCGCGCAUACUUACACACGAGAACCUCUUAACGUCUGUUCCCACGCAAAAUGUUGACUCUGCUGAGCUUACAGAUAUUAAACAAAUAUUAAAUGUCUU
Linepithema humile (Argentine ant) is the source of this 5849-nucleotide messenger RNA. RefSeq lists its product as uncharacterized. Lineage: Eukaryota; Metazoa; Arthropoda; Insecta; Hymenoptera; Formicidae. The record is from RefSeq and is a predicted model, not a curated record.